AUCGACUGUGCGCGAGCGACGCAAUUAUUGCUACUCACGUGUUGAUCCGUACCGUACACGAACGUCGUCGUGGUCGUCGUGGUCGUCGUCGCCGCCGUAUACGUCGCGAUAGCCGCGUAAAAUAGUUCGUUUCGUUACUGCACUGUAUUUCGUAGGCAUUUCGACUUUUUUGUCCGAGGAUUUUUCGCGGCUACACCUCCGAUAAUACGCUAUUCAAUAUAUUAUACAUUGCCGUAGAUAAUAAAUAUAAUUUAUAAAAAAUAAUAAACACUUUAUAGGCUGCGCGUUUUUUGUGCUAUCCGCUGCAUUGCUGCAGUGCAUGCAGUGAUGCGUUUCGGCGGCUUGCAACGGCAGUGAUAAGCGAACUGCAGGAACGCAAUGAUGACCAUGAUGAUGAUGCAACGUUUGCUCCAGAACAACAACAAUAACAACAACAACCCCAACAACAAUAACAAUAACAAUAACAACGUCUACGCGGACGAGAUGAGGCUGAACGGCAUACGUCACCAUUCAGCGAGUCCGUUUUCGAAACCAGCCGCCGUGCAGGCCGCGACGCCCGACAGCUGCGGCGGCGAACCAGACGCGCUGACGUCGGCCGGCUGCAAUGAGCCACAGCUACAGCCCGUUUCGCCGCAGUUCACCUGCACCGGUACCGCGACGGCCGGUGCCGCACAAGCCGGACCGACGUGUACCACCGUGGUGACCGUGGCCGCGGCUGACGACCGGCUGACGUCCGACGAGGACGACGAGCUGAACGUGGACGAGCUGAACGUGGACGAGCUAAACGUGGACGAGGACCCGGUGGACAUGACCAACAACCGGUUGCACGGCGGCCGGGUGGUCGCCGGCCACGGACUGCUGCACUGCAGCGACCGCGGCCUGCACCAGCAGACAGGAAGCGCGGCCGCCGUCGUCCCGAUGGACACCGCGGCCGCGGCCAACGAUUACGAGACGAGCGGCAACAGCAAGGGCCGGCUCGCGUUUUCCGUCGAGAACAUACUCGACCCGAACAAGUUCACCAGAAAGCUCAUGGCACCCGCCGCUGUUCUGCCCAGGUGGAGGCCUCGGGUCGACUUCGCCACCGACCCUUCCGGAGCCGGCGAAGAAUGUUCGCGCAACUACAUGAUGGACGAGGACGACGAGGACAUCAGCGUAAGCGGCGACGGAUGCGGCAGCGACAUGAGCGACGACCGGGACAAGGUCAGUGGCGACGGCAGUUCUUCGACCGGCGGCGGCGGCGGCGGCGGCGGAGGCAGUGCGAAAAAGUCCAAAUCGUCUUCCGACCACUGCGGCGGAGGCGGCGGAGGCGGCGGAGGCGGAGGUUCGAAAAACGGAGGCAGCGGCAAACCGCGGAGGGCCCGGACAGCGUUCACGUACGAACAGCUGGUGGCGCUCGAGAACAAGUUCAAAACGACGCGGUACCUGUCGGUGUGCGAGCGGCUCAACCUGGCGCUGUCGCUGUCGCUCACCGAGACCCAGGUGAAGAUAUGGUUCCAGAACAGGCGGACCAAGUGGAAGAAGCAGAACCCCGGACUGGACGUGAACAGCCCGACGGUGCCGCCGCCCGGGCCGGCCGGAUCGUCGGCCACCGGUGGACCGCCGUUCUUCCACCCCCUGGCCUACUCGGCCGCUCACCACUACCAGACGCAGAGCUACUCGGCCGCCGCGGCCGCCGCGUACUUCCACCACCUGGGCGCGCACCACUCCACGAUCGGCGGCCACCAUCCGCCGUCGUAAUGGCCCGUCUCCCGUUCCUAAAUAUUGCAAUAUUAUAUAACACGACCGCACCCCCAUCGUCCACGGACGCCAGACCGCGGCGAGACGGCGUCGGCCAGAUCUCAAAAUAAUAAUAAUGAUAAUAAUGAUAAUGAUAAUGAUAAUAAUUGUGUACGAUAAUAAUAUCAUAGUUUGCUCGCCGCCGGGCCGGACGACGAGACACCGCGACGGCAAUAAUGUAUUAUAACAAUACGGUCAAAAGUAGUCGCCUCUCUUUGGACCGACCGCUAGUUUCAGAGUUAUUCGCCUCUGAGAUUUUUCCAAUAUAGAUGGGUGGGUGGUAGCCGGUGGGUGGUAGCCGGUGGGUGGUAGCCGGUGGGUCCUCUGGUAAAUGCAGUUAUGUUAUACUCGGCGGGUAAUCAAUAAUGAUCGGAAAUAUAACAAGUCGUAUGAUAUAUUGUUAUGCACUAUAAUUAUACUCGCGAUAUUUGUAACUGUUGCAUCUGAACGAUUUUCAGUCAUAUCCACUCCACUGACUGAGCAUCGCGGUCGACGGACUUAUUCACCUGGCGGACCCUAGAUGAUGGGUUUGACCUAUACCGGCACACGAGGGAAAAAAAUCAGUCUACAUCACUGCAUGUAUGUUUUUGAAGGCGCAUUUCCACAUUUUUUUCUGGUCAUUUCCCCCUAUUUUGUGGCAUCACGCAUUUAACGGUUUGCGUUAUUUUCAAGAUGUUUUUUUUUACAUAAUUUUAACUAUAUCAUUACGAAACAAAACUUUUGAAAGGAAAAAAUCUAUACAUUUUUAUCGUUGUCAACUUUUAUUUUUAUUUUUUUCGUAUUAUGCAUAUUUUGAAAAACAUAAAUAAACAAGUCAUAACGAAUAUGAAUUAUUAUCAUGGGUACACCUACACAGCCAAAUUAAUUUUUUUUUUACGACGCAUUAUAUUAUGCAAAUCUUUUUAUCCUUUGACCUUUCGGCUCAUCCGGCUAACGUGAACUCAAAGUAUACUCUGGUCCCAAUAAGUGAUGACUACUGCAACAGUAUUAUAAUAAUAUAUUUUGAAACGACCCAAUACGAAUAUGCGAGGGCGGUCGACCCGAUUUGUAGCAACUAGCAGAUCGCCCGAGAUCGUAUUUUUGUCGCGGUUUUUCCGAUCGAAAUCUCCGAGUCCAGACCGCUGCUGGGUAUUCACGGUGGUAUUCGAUGUUAUAUACCUAUAGAUGACCGCGAAUACCUGGAUACAUAUAAUAUCAUUUAUGUUAUAAUAUUAUGUAAACUCUUAUAAUGAUAAUAAUACGUUAUGUCGUCGUCGUGACAUUAUGAUAAUUUUUUAUAGCUAAUGUUUUCCGUACCCCUUCUGCGCCCAUCCCGCAAAACCCAUAUUACGAUAUUAUCAUGUAUCUUAGAUAUCUUGUGUAAACUAUUACGAUUUUACGUCUUAUUCUUGUUAUAUAAUAUAAUAUAUCAUAACAUAAUAUUAUUAGUAAUAUAU
This is a messenger RNA of Myzus persicae (green peach aphid), 3212 nucleotides long. It is a transcript of the gene slou, whose product is annotated as NK1 transcription factor-related protein 2. The transcript has 2 exons. Gene Ontology annotation, cellular component: nucleus. The record is from RefSeq and is a predicted model, not a curated record. Gene Ontology annotation, molecular function: RNA polymerase II cis-regulatory region sequence-specific DNA binding; DNA-binding transcription factor activity, RNA polymerase II-specific. Gene Ontology annotation, biological process: regulation of transcription by RNA polymerase II; cell differentiation. Bases 379 to 1737 code for a protein of 452 amino acids. NCBI's taxonomy places the organism in Eukaryota, Metazoa, Arthropoda, Insecta, Hemiptera, Aphididae.